AGUGCAUGUCUACAGAAAUUACUGGCGCCAGGGUUGACAGUGGCUGCUGCUUGAGCUGUCGCUAAAAGGCCAGUUUUUUUUUAGUUGGGCUUCCAAGCAGCUGAACAGAGCAGUCUCGCCUGAACUCAUGCAGGAGACAUUCAGAGAACCUGCAAGCGCAACUGCGUAUACCUGGAUACAGCGCCUGUCUGUUCUUUACAUAGAUACAAGGAAUAUCACCUGGGUCGUUUGCUUUUAAAGAUUGCAUGUGUUUAUUUCAACGCCUGCUGGGAACUUGUCCUGGAGUUUUGAAUGGUUGUGCGCGCAUCUGACAGCGGGUUUCAGAGUUUAAAAAGCACAGAAUCAACAGUCUGGACUCUUUUUCUUCUUUUUGUUUAAGUUCUUUUUCGAACUGUCACCAAUCUUUAAGCAGUUCCCUGCAGACUGAAAGCAAAGGAGAAGAAGAAAAAAACUCACAAAAAUAGUUUGUGUUUUUAAAACUAAAACAGUCUCUCUCGUCACACACACACACACACUCACUCACUCGCACAAAAUGGAAAUAGCAACCGACCAGCCUCGCUGGAUGGCUCACCAUCACGCCGUGCUAAACGGACAGCACCCCGAUUCUCAUCACCCGGGGCUGGCUCACAAUUACAUGGACCCGGCCACGCAGCUUCUGCCCCCGGACGAGGUGGACGUGUUCUUUAACCAUUUGGACUCGCAAGGGAACCCCUACUACCCGAACUCGGCGCACGCCCGGGCACGAGUGUCCUACAGCCAGGCUCAUGCUCGCUUGACCGGGGGCCAGGUCUGCCGACCUCACCUCAUCCACAGCCCCGGGAUCUCUUGGCUUGACAGCGGGAAAGCAGCUCUGUCAGCCGCCCAUCACCACAACGCCUGGGCGGUGAGCCACUUCACCAAACAGGGCCUCCACCCGGCCAAUACCGGGGCACCAGGCGGCUUGUCAGCGGUGUACCCUGGCAGCAGCGGCGCCAGCACAAGCACCGUAUCCUCGCUCACUUCAGCCUCCCACUCCAGCCAGCACCUCUUCAGCUUCCCUCCCACUCCGCCCAAGGAUGUCUCUCCAGAUCUGGGCGCAGCGUCCCCCUUGUCCGCUAGGUUAGACGAAAAGGAGUCUCUCAAAUACCAGGUCUGCCUGGCAGAAAGCAUGAAGAUGGAAGGAUCAAGUCCACUGCGGAGCAGUCUGGCGUCGAUGGGAUCCCAGACCACGUCCACUCACCACCCGAUACCCACUUACCCCACUUACUCUCUGCCCGGAGCGCAUGAGUACGGCGGAAGCCUUUUUCACCCCGGUAGCCUCCUCGGGAGCGCUUCAUCGAGCUUCACCCCAAAAUGCAGGAGCAAAACCAGGUCAUGUUCAGCAGAGGGUAGAGAAUGCGUCAACUGCGGGGCCACGUCGACCCCUCUGUGGAGGCGAGACGGCACCGGGCACUAUCUGUGUAACGCCUGCGGGCUGUACCACAAGAUGAACGGGCAGAACCGACCGCUCAUCAAGCCCAAAAGGAGACUGUCUGCUGCCAGAAGAGCGGGGACCUGUUGCGCCAACUGCCAGACAACCACAACCACGCUGUGGCGACGCAACGCUAACGGGGACCCGGUGUGUAACGCGUGCGGGCUGUAUUACAAGCUGCACAAUAUAAACCGACCUCUCACCAUGAAGAAAGAAGGCAUCCAGACCCGCAACCGCAAGAUGUCCAACAAAAGCAAGAAGAGCAGGAAGGGCCCCGACUGCUUCGAGGAGUUCUCCAAGUGCAUGCACGACAAGCCCUCCUCCUUCAGCGCCGCUGCCCUGUCAGGGCACAUGCCUCACAUGGGCCACCUGCCCCCCUUCAGCCACUCGGGACACAUCCUGCCCACCCCCACGCCCAUCCACCCCUCUUUCGGGCACCCCCACCACGCCAGCAUGGUGUCCGCCAUGGGGUGAACCCCUCCACCCCCCAGCACAGGGGAGGAGGAGGAUGAGGGGGGAUUGGACUGCAGACUCACUGCCAGGGAGAGCGCUGGUGGUGUGGAGGGCAUGGCUUUCAAUGCAUUCAUUCGGACACCAGGAGGAAACAUUUAUGGACCAAUGUGUGACUUGGAGAUGUUUUCGGUAGGGCUGUGGAGAGGAAUGUUCCUGUGAGGAAGGAGGCUGUUUUUUUUUUUUUGGUUCUCAAGCAGGAAUGUGUGGACACUGCCGGUAAAGCGAUUUGGCACACGUUUCAGUCACCAAAUCACCGCUGAUCAACCAACUAACUAGCAGACCAGUGAACUACUCUCCCCCCCUAGCCCUCUCUCACCCAGCUGCUUCAAACCUGAAUCAGAACCCUGGCCAUCUCUCUGAACCAGGAUAAAGCUUCAGAGAAGAGAUGCUUUGAUUUCUAACUGUGAAUAUUGUAAAUGAAGAAGAAGCAGCAUACAAUGUACAAGAGAAGACUCUUUACAUCAUUUCGUUUCUCUGAGAAAGCUGUUUUACUCGUCAGAGAUCAUCGAGCCACCGUUCCUGUAGGCAUGUCUGAGCUGUUAGUGAGGAGAACGUGGAUCUGUCUUAAUGGAAGUGUUUGCUGAUUCAUUUGAAUUGGGGAGGGGAGGAGUUUUCGGAGGAUUGUCCCACAAUUUAAUCUACUGAUUAUUAUUUUUCUCCUUUUAAAAUAUUUAUGUCCUUAUCCCAAAUUACAUUUAUUAAAAAAAAAAGGAAAAAAAAAGUAUUUGGUUGACUUGUUGUAGUUUUCAAUAUGUUAAAAGUUAUCGUGAUGAUUCCUAGUGUGUGGAAGCCUUAUGGUAAACUAUAGUAAAUGCGCAGUAUAACCAUGGGAAAAGUGAUGGGUAAAAAUACCAGGCAAAUUUACUGUGGUGAAUUUUUAU
Polyodon spathula (Mississippi paddlefish) is the source of this 2844-nucleotide messenger RNA. RefSeq names its product GATA-binding factor 2-like. Gene Ontology annotation, molecular function: zinc ion binding; DNA-binding transcription factor activity, RNA polymerase II-specific; RNA polymerase II cis-regulatory region sequence-specific DNA binding. Gene Ontology annotation, biological process: positive regulation of miRNA transcription; cell fate commitment; positive regulation of transcription by RNA polymerase II. The transcript has 7 exons. Gene Ontology annotation, cellular component: nucleus. The coding region runs from base 533 to 1924 and encodes 463 amino acids. NCBI's taxonomy places the organism in Eukaryota, Metazoa, Chordata, Actinopteri, Acipenseriformes, Polyodontidae. The record is from RefSeq and is a predicted model, not a curated record.